Lathyrus oleraceus (garden pea) is the source of this 888-nucleotide messenger RNA. RefSeq names its product late embryogenesis abundant protein D-34. The transcript is spliced from 3 exons. NCBI's taxonomy places the organism in Eukaryota, Viridiplantae, Streptophyta, Magnoliopsida, Fabales, Fabaceae. The coding region runs from base 122 to 607 and encodes 161 amino acids. The record is from RefSeq and is a predicted model, not a curated record.
CUAAUUUCUUCUAUAUAAACUCACUCAGUUAUAGUUCCUAAUCCAUUGCAAUUAAGCAACAUAAAUUAAGGUUGUCAACAUACACUUAAAAGAAAAGCAAUCUAAACCAAAGUGCAGAAUCAUGAGUCAAGAACAGCCACAGAGACCACAAGCAAAUCAGUUUCCCGAGGCAACAGAGAACCACGCUUCAGAUCCUGGUUUGGUUUUGGACAAGAAUGCUAUAACCAUUGGAGAGGCGCUGGAAACUUCUGCUUUAACUCGAGCUGGUGAUAAGCCGUUAGAUCAGAGCGAUGCUGCUGCUAUACAAGCAGCGGAAAUGAGAGCAACCGGAAAGAAUCAAACUGAGCCGGGUGGGUUGGGAGCCAUGGCUCAGUCAGCAGCAACUCGGAACACUCGUACUAUGCCUCUGCAGAAAACAACAUUGGCUGAUGUCGUAUCGGGUGCAAGGGAGAAGCUGGGAGCAGACAAGGCUGUAACACGAGAGGAUGCAGAGCGAGUGAUUGGAGCGGAGCUUAGAAACAAAGAUGACAUGAAAACUACACCGGGCGGUGUGGCUGGGUCGAUGGCAGCAGCGGCCACGCUCAAUCAAAAGACGAAGAGCGGGUGAUAUGUUGUGGAGAUGGAGAUUCCAACUUGUUAAGGUCGCAGAUCAAUCAUGAUGUCUAAACAAAACAAAUCAAUGAAAACUGAGUUUGAGUCUUAAGUGUUGUUUGUAAAACUACCUUAAAUUUAGCCCUACUGCCACUAUAUGUUUAACUUCAUUAGAUUUAGCCCUACUGUCACUUUUGUAAAGAAUGUUCAUUCCACCAUAUACACAUAAUUAGUUUGUGUGUACUUGGGCCAAUCUUCUUGGUUUAAAUAAAUAUAUGAACUUCUCAUAUUCUGUCA